Messenger RNA from Cynara cardunculus var. scolymus (artichoke), 1892 nucleotides. RefSeq lists its product as uncharacterized. NCBI's taxonomy places the organism in Eukaryota, Viridiplantae, Streptophyta, Magnoliopsida, Asterales, Asteraceae. Gene Ontology annotation, biological process: protein polyubiquitination; SCF-dependent proteasomal ubiquitin-dependent protein catabolic process. Bases 147 to 938 code for a protein of 263 amino acids. Gene Ontology annotation, molecular function: protein binding. The record is from RefSeq and is a predicted model, not a curated record. Gene Ontology annotation, cellular component: SCF ubiquitin ligase complex. The transcript is spliced from 4 exons.
GUGUUUCUCUUGCUUUGUAUACCUCCACGCAAUCGCAGCAGAAAGUUUGCUGACGGCAACCCACAUGAACAAUAUCCAUCACCUUCAUUCCCAAUAUUUCUUCCGCUUCCCCCUCUCUCGAAAAGAAACCAAAAUCACAACAAACCAUGAACAAUCAAUCCAUUCAGAACUCGGUUCCCAGCGAUAUUGCCUUCAAAAUCGCUUCUUUGCUUCAGGAAUUGGAUUUGUGUGCGUUGGGUAGUUGCUCUCGAUUUUGGCGGGAGCUGUGCGGGUCUGAUCAUAUAUGGGCGGGUCUAUGCAGAGACCGAUGGCCAGCCCUAGGUUUGGAUAAAGAAGAAUCUCUUACUGUUCCUAAAUUCAAUGCCCAUCAGCUUCAGCAACAGCAUUUGGACUCUACUUUGAAGGGAUGGAGGGGAUUUUAUGUCAGUAAACAUUAUGAGAUGGCUAGUAAAGCUGACGCUGUUAUUCAUUUCCUGGAACAAUGCAUAUCCUCAGAAUCUAUUGAGGUUAAUCAUUAUUUGGUCGCAAUGCAAAAUAUGAGUUCUAUGCAGUUUGGAUUCAAAGAUGUGGUGGUGUUCUUUUUCAAAGAAAAUCUUCAUGUGCUGCUCAAUUUGGCUGGUCUGCACUACUGUAUUGCAUGGCUUGGAGUACCGGCCGAGCAUGUGAUAGAAGCUGUCAGUAGGUGCAAGAUUUCUGAUCGGCAAAUAUGUGUUCAAUGGUGGAAGCUUGGACGGUGGUUGUAUGGCUUUCGGCUGCGUGAUGAGUCAAUUUCACGACGGGCAUCCCUAAGAGAUCUUGCAAUGGCCAAGGAACAAGAAGUUCUUGAUGUGCUUCAUCGGGGUGCAAUUCAUGAGGUGAUCCGUGUUCAGAUUUCGGCUGCUAAACCGGUUAGCUCUCCUUGGUCAUGCCAAACCCAGACUCCAGAAACAUCAGGUUAGUUAGAGAUAAUUUUCACAUUCAUCUGUGUGUAUGUAUAAUGCAUUCUGUGCAUAGUUGUUCAUAUAUAAGUAUAGUAGGAAUAAAUGGUGCAAUCUACAUAACAGAACAAGGCAUUGCGCACUGAAUGUGGCUGAAUGUAUGUAUAUAGUCAAAAGUCGGGGGUCUUCUCGGAAUCUGUCCCUUGAGACAGGGUUAAGGUCUACGUACAUUUUACAUAUUCCAAACCCUACCUUCAGAUGGGAUAUACCGAGUUUGUUUGGCGUGGUUCAGUUAUGUAUAUAGGGCUUCAAACUUUCUGUUUUAAAAGCAUAAUUUGUAAUUGAUUUUCACCCAACUGGUACAAUUCGAGUCUCAUGACCCGUAGUUGUAGGUCUGAAAAUUGAUGUACUCUGUGUGUGUGUGUGUGUUUCGGCCCGUUGAAAAGAAGGCAUAAAGUGCAUUUGAGACCCAAAAAGAUGAUGAUAGAGAAGGUUUGAGUAGCUCAACCGGUAAAAACCUUGGGUUUGCUCCUCAGUGAUCAUCUACUGGAGUCCCCUCAACGCCAUUUGAGGUUUCCCCGACUGUUUAACAUCGGUUAUCCAAAAACGAUGAUAGAGGAAGUAUUUGACAUUUAAUAUCGGUAGGCAUAAUCCCCAUCAGGGAACUCAUAUUAAUCGGUUAUAAAUUCAGGACUCGUUGCUAACAAAAUAUAACUACAAGGGAAACGGGUGAAACGGAUGGGACGACUUAAAAGUAGUCUACUUGAGUAUUUACGAUCCUCUAAAUUGUUUUAGUUAGAAAAAUCAUAUCAUUAUAUUAAGACUAGUUCUUUUGUAACAAUUUUUGAUGUAUGGAAUUAUUCAUCCCCAGUCAAUUGACGAAAUUUCUCAUGUCCUUUUGUACAUUCUGUAAAAGGGUACGACACCACUUUCCGGAUGCCCGUAUCGGUCCAUCAUGGAAUGUCCCAAAAGAGA